Aspergillus candidus is the source of this 951-nucleotide messenger RNA. RefSeq names its product Hpt domain-containing protein. Gene Ontology annotation, molecular function: protein histidine kinase binding; histidine phosphotransfer kinase activity. Gene Ontology annotation, biological process: phosphorylation; phosphorelay signal transduction system. NCBI's taxonomy places the organism in Eukaryota, Fungi, Ascomycota, Eurotiomycetes, Eurotiales, Aspergillaceae. The record is from RefSeq and is a predicted model, not a curated record. The transcript is spliced from 2 exons. The coding region runs from base 202 to 744 and encodes 180 amino acids. Gene Ontology annotation, cellular component: nucleus; cytoplasm.
GUACACGUGAUCUGUCUAGUUUAUCUCACGCCUUGAACCUCUCCAAACCAUCUUGAACCAUCCUAAAUCCAACCUCGACAUCCAUCUUCAAUCGGCAUCCUAAACCACUCCAUCACACCGUCAUCCAUUUACCCAGGUCACAUACGGUUCCGGUGAUCCCGAAUCCGAACGAGAGCAGACAGACCCCUCCACAUCACAAACAUGGCACCGACAACGACCACUAAGACCGUAAAGGGCUCUCCUGUACGUGGCGAGACUGUAACGUCUCCUCGCGCAGAGGUCGAGACUAACGCCGAGCAGCCCAAGGAGGCCCCUACGAAGAAGAAGUGGUCCGACAUCACAGACAGCAUCGACAAGGCUACAUUCGACCAGAUCUUGGAGAUGGAUGAUGACGACGACCAGGAUUUCAGCAAGGGCAUUGUCUUCGGCUUCUUCGACCAGGCUGAGAGCACGUUCGAGAAGAUGGAGAAAGCGCAGAAGGAUGAGAACCUCAAAGAACUGUCACAGCUCGGCCACUUCCUCAAGGGGUCCUCGGCUACUCUGGGCCUGAGCAAGGUCAAAGAGGCGUGCGAGAAGAUCCAACAUUUCGGAAACCAGAAAGACGAAACGGGCUCGACUGACGAAUCGGACGACAAGAUCUCGCUGAAGAAUAUCGAGAAGACCCUGACCGAAGUAAAGAAGGACUACGAGGAGGUGGAGACCUUCCUCCGCCGGUAUUACGAUGACCCUGUGUCCUGCAACUAAAGAAGAAGACAAUUCAAACCUACCACCAAACAUCUCAAAACAACCAAACACACCCACCGGUUGAACUGGACUGGACUACGGAAGAACCAAGGUAGAUGGCAGUCUCAUUGUUGUCUGAUGGACAUAAUACCAUGUGCUCUGAAAAUUGGCACAUUCUCGCGCUCACCACACUAUCACCCUCACCCUCAAAGUCAAGCCAAGCCAAUC